Messenger RNA from Fusarium graminearum PH-1, 2543 nucleotides. RefSeq lists its product as uncharacterized. Gene Ontology annotation, molecular function: protein serine/threonine kinase activity; ATP binding. Bases 1 to 1686 code for a protein of 561 amino acids. The transcript has a single exon. The record is from RefSeq and is a predicted model, not a curated record. Gene Ontology annotation, biological process: protein phosphorylation; intracellular signal transduction; intracellular monoatomic cation homeostasis. NCBI's taxonomy places the organism in Eukaryota, Fungi, Ascomycota, Sordariomycetes, Hypocreales, Nectriaceae.
AUGUCAAGUUUCUUUCGACGAUCAAAUUCACAAGCCAGGAACGACUACACUCCUUCAGAACCGCCAACACCAUCAGUCGUAUCUGCGCCAACUGAACCACAGACUAAUGGCCAACCGCGGGCUGCCGCUCGUCGCCGCUUCUCUAUGAACCGUUCCUCCGCCACAACUCGUUCUAACUCUCCUCCUUCACCCAGCGAUAACGGCCUCGAGAUGAACCUCCCGCACCGCGAACGUGGCGUCGACAAGUCUCUUCCUAGCCAAGGCGAUUUCAAAAAGCACCGCGCUUCCACUGGAUUUACCUUGCGCAACCGAAUCAACUUUGUUGGUGCGAAUCCCAACGGUCGAGGAAACGGGAACAAGCGCCCUGAAUACAACCGCCGAGCUAGCAGCUAUGACGGCAGCCGUCCCAGUACACCUCUUCCACCACCUGUAGAAGGCGACGAGACUAUGUAUCCGCCUGAACGGAGUGUUUGGCCUCUUCCCCCAGAGUCCGGAACUGGUGCCAAGGCUCGCCGCAUGAGCUUGAGUCUUCCUGAUGACUUUGCCGUGGAUGUAGCUGAACUCCAAAACGAGUUCGAAUACCAGCGCAAGUUUCUGGGUCGACAUGGCAAGCAUCUUGGCAAGGGAGCUGCUUCCAAGGUUACACUCAUGAUGCGCAAGGGAUACCCAGAAGAGCUUUAUGCCGUGAAGGAGUUCCGUGGAAAAUCACACCGCGAAAGCCAGCAAGACUACGAGAACAAGAUCAAGUCAGAAUUCAGCAUUGGAAAGAGUUUACACCACCCAAACAUUGUUGAAACCUUCCGCCUCUGUACCGACCAUGGGCGAUGGAACCACGUGAUGGAAUACUGUUCUGAGGGCGAUCUUUUUAGCCUGGUGCAAAAAGGCCACCUGAAGGGCGACGACCGUAAGAAGGACCGUAUGUGCCUUUUCAAGCAAUUGAUUCAAGGCGUGUACUACCUUCAUGUCAACGGCAUCGCCCACCGUGACAUCAAGCUUGAGAACCUUCUCAUUACCAAGGACAGCAAGCUCAAGAUUACCGAUUUUGGUGUGUCAGAAGUCUUCUGUGGUACUCACCCGGGUCUUCGUGAAGCUGGCGGACAAUGCGGCCGUAAUAUGGGUGGCGAAAUCCGUCUAUGCUCACCUGGUAUCUGUGGCAGUGAGCCUUAUAUCGCCCCCGAAGUUCUCGCCAAGAAGGAAUCCUACGACCCCCGAGCCCUUGAUGUAUGGAGCUCUGCGAUUGUCAUGAUUUAUCUAACAUUUGGAGGCGCUAUCUGGUCCCGAGCUGAGCCUGGUGAGCUCCAUUACGACAAGCUUGUCACAGGCUGGAAUAAAUGGUAUGCAAAGCAUCCAGAGAAUGAUGCUUCCAUCAGCGACAGCGAUUACCCUAAAUGUUACGCCCUCGACGUUGGCAUGAGCCCGCCCGCUCUGCGCCGUCUUGUGCUGCAGAUGCUGAACCCAGAGCCCAGCAAGCGUAUCAGUAUCGAUGAGGUCAUCAACAACCGCUGGUUGAAGAACGUUGAGUGCUGUCAACUCGAAUCCUACGAUGACCCGGCUUUACUCAUUGACGCCACCAAGAAAGACAACUCCAUACAGGGCAAUAAGAAGAUCUUUUGCCACAACCACUUGCCCCCGAAGGGAACUGGCUCCCACUCCCUGGGCAAGAUGCCAGGCCAGGCGGGCUACUAGACGACGAAUAAUGAAUGACGGAAGGGUAUUUGAAUAGCCUCACAAUCGCCAAACACCAUUGCCUUGAUUAUAUUGGGGGUGUGAUGGAUUGUGUGCUUCAUUACCCAUGUAUGCACCUAUAUCGGCGUUCAGGUCAAGGCCAUGGUGAGGGGGGUUGGCCCGCAUGGUCCGGAGUUGAUGGAUUUCUUGUCGUUUCUCUUCUUUGCAAGACCGAACUGUAUAUAGUUUACAGACUUUCCCUUGCUUCCGUCGGACGAUGCUGUACUGCAACCGGCAGGAAAGGAGGACUACUUACAAGCAAGCAGACUUAAUACCCCCGCAAUGACAGUCUCUUGCUCUUUUGAGAUCUGGUGGAACAUGACAUCCUGCUUAGUUUUGCUCUACCACAGAAAAGGAUGGUGAAAGGUUAACCAUGGGGGUUUAUCAGUUCACUCGCUUUGUCCUUUUCUAUUAUUAUUUUGAUGCAAAGAUGCGUCCAGUCAAAAGAUUGCAUAUGUUACAUACAUUACAUACACGUAUAUAUCUGGGCUUACCGCAAUGGUUGUUUGCUGCCGUUGUCAACAAUCUUUUUUGCAGAGAGAGAGCACAAUAGACUUGAAUUCUUGUAUCCAAACCACUUUUAUCCUGGUAUCCGAGUGUCCACAAUAGAAGAGCCGUUAUCGGAACGGCUUGACUCCGUGAUCGUGGUACUUGACGUCUGUAUGAUGUGUUUUGGUCAACUUGUGACAAGGGGUACUAAUCGCGUGAUAUUUGAGCAAGAGUAUUAUUUAGAUAUACAUAUUUUGCGGUGAGAUCUAUGGCAGUAGAAGGACUAUGGAAGCAUUCGAUUCGCUGGUAUAAUAACAUGCUUUUUAUCA